CGCGGUUGCUAUGACGCCCGGGCCUGGGUAAGCACCUGCCGCUGGCCGCUGAGCAGCUGUGGAGCCCAGUGAGCCAGGACCCUCGCGGCACUCUACGAAAGUUUCCGGCCUGGUUCCUGAGGUUCCCGCGGUUCUGCCUCAGCCCCGAGGAGGAAAGCGCCUUCUCUGCGUUCUUUUUCUGCAUUCCAGGUCUUUCCCACUUCUCUCGCUAGUGUGACCCGAAACCGGAGAAGAACCUCUGCUGGCUCUGCCUUUAUUGUGGCGGGCUGGAGUGAUUCUGCUUGAAGAAGGGACCCAACCGUCACAGGCCUUUAGAAUUAGGCCGUCUGCCCUAUUUAGAGAGGGCUUGGAACCCGUCGGUUAAGUGGGCGCCCCUUUUCUCACUGCCCUGGCAAAGACUCAGCCCUGCACAGACCACUGCGCCUGGUGGGCCUGGCCCGUGCCGAGUCCUCCAAGCUACGGCUUCCCCUGGUCUUAGGCUUGUGAACAAAGAACUGCCGUUUUCUGCUUGUUCGCCCUAUGUUCAUCAUGCAGAACCUUAAAUGCUGAUGAAGCUCUGGAGAGGCCUUUUGUAUCCUCAGCAUCGGAUGUCAUCAAGUCAGUUACCUUCUGCCUUUCGAGCUAUGAUCUCAUCCGCUUCUCUCAUCACCCUCAGCACCAGUUUUCUCAUCCUGCUCAUUCCACAGCCAUUUUCACCCUUUCUUGUCCACGCUGCACAUCACUGAAUGUCCAUUCGUCUCCACCACCUCUGCCAUCUGUAGACCACCUCCCUCUGAUUUCCUGCUACAAUGCUUUGGGUAGCUAAGUAUUCCACAUUCUUCAGCUCUGGAAUCCUUUGGAAGAUUUUCUUUGUUUCUGUGCACUGUGGCCAGCUUCCUGUCUUGGUUAAACUAACUAACAUGGAGAAGCGCACUUUGAUAGAGCUGGGGCUUAGCAAAGAUGGAUUAUUAUUUAACCCUAACAACCCCAUGAGGAAUGGCAGCAUCUCAAGGGGCUGUGGAAGAAGAGGAGCCCAGGAAGAACGGAGAGAAGAAAAGGCCAAAGAGAACAGUGAAGACAGGCUGAGCACUGCUACCAGAAAUUUAGAAGAGCUAACAGCGAAGCACGUGGAAGAAAUGGAAGAAGUGGAAAAGUAUGCAAACCAUGUCCAUAACUUAACAGAGGAAAGAGAAGCAUCUUCUCACAGUUGUGAAGAGGAAAACAAAGAGCUUAGAAAUGUGGUUAAAGAGCUCCAACCGAAACAGGAAGUGCGAAUAAAAGAGAUUGAAGAAAUGUUGUAUAAAGAGGGCUUAUCUGAAAUAGCUCUGAGCAGCCCCAGUGAACAGAUUAUAUACUUAUUGGUAGAAAGAAGUACACUCUUGAGGAAACUGGAAACUGGGAGCCCCAAACCAGAGUCACAAAGAUGUAUGACCAGUAACCUACAGAAAGGACUUGCCCAGGAGAAAUUUGAGCAAAUUCAUCAGCUCCUGCAAAGAGAACAUGAGAAAUAUCAGGUACCUGUGCGGCAGUCUGGAAAAACUCUGAGUGAGUCCCGUAAUGAAGACCUGGAAAAAGAUAAAACUUCACAAAACUGCCUGGAGAGAAAUGGAGAAGCAGCAGUGGAGAAGUUAGGGAUGGCCCAGAAAGAGAUCCAAAGGCUCACUGAUGAGCUACAGGAGAAGGAGAAAGAACAGGGGAAAUUAGAUUCUGCACUUCAGAAGGCUCAGCUAGAAAUUGAGAAACUAAAAGAAAAUUUGACAAAGCUGAAAGAAAAAGAUUCGGUUGACCUACAGAAAGCAAGGGAACAUAAUCAGAGACUGGACAAGGAAAUUCUGGCUUUAAGAAAUCGGGUUCGAUCACUUGACUCAGAAAAAAAAGUGCUUGGAGAAGUGGUUGAAAGACUUAAAGGAGAGAUUCGUGAAUCUCAAGAGAAUAAGCAACUUGGAAACCACUCCCCUGGGAAAAGUGUGGGUGCUGAACAGAGAGAACAGGUCUUGAAGCUUUCACAAGAAUUUGAACAAUUAAAUAAUUUUACUGUAGGGAGAAAUACUGCACCUGCUAAUUUAAUUGCAAGUGAAAAUAUCUAUAAAGAUCUUAUGUCUAAACUAACAGUUUUGGAAGUAGAGAUUCAAAGCCCAAAGGAAGAGAAAGAGGAACUCUGUCCUGAACAAGGAGAAAGUAAGCAGAGGGAAAUUGCAGAGGAGUCAGUAAAGGAGGGCACUUCGCCAGGAGAGAGGCAGAAGGAGGAGGACUCACAACAGAACCUAAAUAUGGAGGGUGAAGGACAGCAGUUGAUCUUGAAGCCUGAGGAAAUUGAGAGGCUUAGAGAAGAGCUGAAUCGUAUAAAUCAAAGCCUCCUGCAAUCUCAGAGCUCGGGGGAUAGUUCAGAUGACAAUAGUGCCAAGUGUCCAUCAUCUGGAGAGAAGGUGAAAUACCAGCAGCAAGAUGGUGUAGACCAGCUUCGUCAGAAUUUGCACCGGCUCCAGAUUCUGUGUAACUCGGCUGAAAAAGAGCUCCGGUAUGAGCGAGAAAAGAACUUGGACUUGAAACAGCAUAAUAGCUUACUUCAGGAAGAAAGCCUUAAGAUCAAAAUUGAACUAAAGCAGGCCCAGCAGAAGUUAUUAGAUAGCACAAAGAUGUGCUCUUCACUCACAGCAGAAAGGAAUCACAGUCAGCAGAAAAUCAGGGAACUGGAGCUGGAGGGACUUACACAGGCUCAGAGCAUCAAAUCCCAGAACAACCUGCAGGAAAAGCUGGCUCAGGAGAAAUCAAAAGUUGCUGAUGCGGAGGCAAAGAUCCUGGAUCUGCAGCAGAAAUUAGAACAUGCUCAAAAAGUCUCUCUCUCCGACACUUGUAUUUUGGGGAUGAAGCAACUAGAGCAAAGGAUAAAAGAAGCACUGGAAAAUGAAGCUAAAACAAAGCAGCAAUAUCAGGAAGAACAGCACAAGAGGAGACUCCUGGGUCAGAAUUUAAAAGAGCUACAAAAGCAAGUGAGAAUCUUACAAGAUAAAAGGAAUCAACUGGAAAUAACCAAUUCUCAGCAGCAAUCCAGAAUUCAGCAACAGGAGGCCCAACUCAAACAACUGGAAGAGGAAAAAAGAAAAUCAGAAGAGCAUCUCAAAAGCAACCGAGAAUUAUCAGAAAAGAUAUCUGGGCUGCAGCAGGAGAAGAAAGCGCUCUGUGAAGAAUAUGGGCAGUUUCUGAAGCAGCUUGAUGUCCAUGUGAGAAUCUGUAAUGAGAAACGUUACCAUCACAAAGCCAAGCUUUGCAGAGUCAAGGACCGUUUAAGUCACAAAGUAGAACUACGAGAUAAGAGAAUUGAACAACUGGAAAAUGAAAUCAGAGGUCUGCGGCAGCAAAUGGAAAAGAAAAAGGCAUUCCAGGAUGAGGUCACUGCUCAAAAUAAUAUACUGCUCCUAGAGAAAAGGAAACUUCUGGAACAAGUCACAGAGCGAGAAUUAAUCCGCAACAAUAAAUUGAUAAUAUCUUCAGUCCAGAUUAGAAAACAAUUUGUGACAUCCCUGAAUUUGAAUUAUUGAAUAAAAUCUUGCCCUUACAAGACUCCAGAAUUCUGAAGCUGGAUACAUGAACGUGGCUUUUAUGAAAGAGACACAUCACAUCCAAGAACAAGACCAAAAAUCAGAGCCA
Lontra canadensis (Northern American river otter) is the source of this 3627-nucleotide messenger RNA. RefSeq names its product coiled-coil domain containing 30 (gene CCDC30). Lineage: Eukaryota; Metazoa; Chordata; Mammalia; Carnivora; Mustelidae. The record is from RefSeq and is a predicted model, not a curated record. The transcript is spliced from 22 exons. The coding region runs from base 789 to 3518 and encodes 909 amino acids.